CUCUACCUCACCGCACAGCUGAUCAAAUGUCAAUUGUCAAGAAAAUGGAGUUUUGUUACGCAUAAUAAAUUAUAGAUAAAAGUUCCAAUAUGAAAUCAAAUAAAAUGAACUUUUCCAUCUGCCGGGGUUAGAAUGGACAAUACGACUCCAUUUCAACCUUGGGCAGCUGAUGAUAUAGCUAAAAAUGUUAAAACUGAGCGAGAAUUAGUGGAUGACGCGAAACUUCAUCGGGAAAAUGUCAAUCAUCCAAAACAUAGGCAAACUGCGUCUUACGAUAAAGAAAUCGUCGACGCUCCAAGUGCUGUUCCGGGACCAUCGAGUGCCUCGGGUUCCGGCGGUAGUCCCGGCGGGGGAAAAGACCCCAAGAUGGACUCUAGCAAAGUAGCUUCCAUGCAACAAAUUGUUGAGAACACUCUCAGUCAAGAGGGACGUCAAAGAGUAUCACAAAUAUUAGAGGCAGUGGAGGCUCUGAGUGGAGCAGAGAGACUGUUGUUGUAUCUCCGACUACCAACUGGUGUACCUCCGCAUGACCCUCUCAAACAACCUCUUAACCCUCUAGGGUCCAGAGCUGAACUACAGCAGACUGUGACAUGGAUACAAACACAUUUGGAAGUCGACCCAGAUGUUUCAUUGCCUAAGCAAGAUGUAUAUGAUGAAUAUAUAGCUCAUUGUAUGAGUAGCAAUAUGAAGCCUCUAUCAACGGCAGACUUCGGCAAAGUCAUGAAACAGGUUUACCCGAGUGUGCGCCCACGGCGACUUGGCACGAGGGGGAAUUCCAGGUAUUGUUACGCAGGGCUCCGCAAGAAGGUUAAACUUGAAGUACCGCAGCUGCCUGAUUUGGGUGAAACUUCCAAGGAACCUACUGUAAUGAAAGAAAGCGAAAGAAUUGUUUGUGAAUGGGCCGAAAGUAAAUUUGGCAUAAAGUUUGUGAACAUAACGGAGCUGUCGCGCCACCUGGUGUCUCCUCUUGGCCCCGCCAGCGCCGGCGCCCCCUCGCCGCCCGUCUCCACACAUGGUCCUCCGGAAGAGAUAUCCGGCGCUCAAAUAAUGAAGCAGCAACUGAAGCGAAAGAUACAGACGCAAGGUCUGCCGGGCAGACCCAAGAAAAACAAGGGGCAAGAGGCCGCCGACGAGUCGCCGCCGUCCGCUUCGUACGCGGGCUCGUACCCCGCGGUGAAGCACGAGAGCGAGCCCGAGCCGGCCUACGCGUACCAGCCCGCCUACGGGCCCGUGUACGACGUGCGCCAGCCCUUCGCGUACGCGCCCCCGCCGCGCGCGCACCCGCCGCACCCCGCGCCGCCCGUGCUCGAGUACCGGCCCGACGCGUACCCCUUCGAGCCGAGCUACGCGCGCGACCUGUCCGUGCCGCCCGACACGGCGCACAACCUGCCCAUCAACCUGAGCAGCGACGCGUCGCUCGACCUGUCCACGGAGCGCGGCGACUGGCCGCGGCGCCGCCCGCCCGACCCGCCCGCGCCGCCCGCGCCGCAGCGCCUGCCGCUGCCCGGCAAGAAGCUCAUCCUGGAGACGUACCAGAGCGAGACGCGCGCGCCGCCGCCGCCGCCGCCCGACGACUUCCCGCGCGAGUAUCUGCCGAAGAAGAUGCGCGCCGCGGAGAGCCUGGGCGGCAAGCUGUCGGCCACGCGGCAGGCGCUCGCCGGGCACGAGCCCGCGCCCUCGUCGUCCUCCGCCGGCGCGGAGUCCUCCGAACGUCCCGGGGUCGCUUUUUUAGAGGAUUCAAAAAACUUAACGAGCCGGUCCAAAAGCACCGCCGCGGCGCUGGCCCGGGAGGAACAGGAGGCGGCGAGUCCGACACGCUCGGGGAAGGCGGCGACGCCUGAGUGCGGCCGCGCCAGGAUGCGCAAGCUGUACGCGCGCGUGAAGGAUCCGUCGCCGGACGCGAGCGAGCGGCCCGGCGGCGCGUCGCCCGACUCGUGCUGCGGGCUGGACGGCAUCAACGUCAGGACCGGCAUGAUAUGCGAGGAGAAGCACUCCGAGAUACUGAACCGGGAGCGCGUCAUCAGCAUCUGCAACAUCGACAAGCACGACCUGGACGACUACCUCAACGAGGGCAACAGCCAGGAGCACGAGGAGGAGCUGCUGCAGUACUUCCACCAGCGCGACGCCGACCACGAGCCGCCGCCCGACGCGAACGCCGCCGAAUGUUCGGUCUCUUUUUUAGAGACAGGCCAGGACCCACACGACGAGCACAGUCAAGGCAAAAGUGAAAAGAUAUCGCAGCUGCGAGAAUUACUAGCUAAGAAUUUGAAAAAUCAGAGUGGGUCCAACGCUCAAAAUGUAAUAGUCAAUCAGAAUACCGGAAAAUCGAUCGACAACUGUAACGAACCGCAUGCGAAUAAAACGGUGAUCGCUGAGGGAGCGUUCAAACCUUUGGGUAACGGUAGCAUAGAUAUUGUAAACGGAACGAAUGUGUUAAAAGAUAGUCAAGUGAACGUGAGUAACAAUGGGGACACAAUUCCGAACGAAAAUGGUAUUUCAGUGCCAUGCACCCCCGAAACUAAUCAUAAACAAUUGAUGGCCGCCGUCGGUGGCGCCCAUCUUUAUAACGGUAAUAGCCACAACGAGCCUCAAAGUCCUACGACGAGAACGCAGCAGUACGAUUUCGUGCCUAUAUCUGAUGGAUGCCAGUCACCUGGAAACUUCCACUCGAAAUCACCAUUAGGGUUUAAUCAACGAGGACACAGUCCUACAAAAAUUAACAAACCAGUUAAUAUGGGAGGAUCUUUACAGACGUCUCCCAUUUCGCACAGCACGGCAGCUAGCCCGUUCGUGAGUCCGAGAAACACUCCAGUGCCGAGGUCACGUCACUGCUCCCGACCUAUUCCAAAGCAUAAUGGCAGAAAAAGACGUAACCUUCUCACCUUAGGUGUGCCGGAUGCUUGUAAUAAACAGUUCGCUAUACCCAAUGAUCAGAAAUUUAUGCCGAAAACCUCUCUGUGCGGCCCUAACAUUAAGUAUUGCCAACCGAUGUCAGCCCCGCCCUCUCCGAACAUACUGUCGCAUUAUAAACAACAAAUGUUGCACAACCAUGGCAUUCCUAACGGCGGUAGCAACAUGUGUUUAAACUUCAUCCCGAACGCAUUCCGAGAGAACAUGAACGGUGAAUUGGCGCAGCCGUUGUCGGCAGAUCCCUUGUCUAGCGAAGUGAGUCGAUUUUUUCAAGAACCAGUGGUCAAUUACAGACUGGGCCAUGACACGUCGUUUAGAUCACAGUCGGUGCCUCUCAAACAAGCACCGAUGUCCAUGAGCCUCUUGAGCUACAACAACACUCCGGUGGGCUCCGUGCCGCCUACGCCGGUGCCGAACGAGUUUUGCGACUUCGGCUCACUCGCUGACACGUGCGACAUAUCCAAAGCCGGUCUCAACCCAGAAACAUUGGACAAAAUAUAUGACGCGAUCGACAGCAGCAACGGUGUACUUAAUACAGGAGCAGCGACAAACAUAAUGAAUACUACCGGUUCUUUGACCAAUGGCUGUGAUCCAUUGCCCAAUCAGCAAAUUCUUGCAGAUGAUCAUUUGCACUCUCUCAUGCCGGCGAACACUGAACUGCUGGAUAGAAGUGGUCAGUACAACGAAUCAUACCCAAACGACGGGGCGAAUGCCGAUAUCGAUUAUGACUUAUCAGAUUUGGUAACUGAAAAAAAUAAAUAUUACACCUCACGGUCAGUCCCCAGUACACCUUUACCGUAUAAGCGCACAGCGCCAAAUCUACAAAUCGACUCGCGUCUUUCUAGAGAACUGUUCGCUGCUGACAAUUAUUCCAGCAUUUCCAAUGGAAUAUCAUCAAAGUCGGUCCCGUCGACUCCUCAGUUGGCUGAAGAUCGAAAUGUUUUCAGCUACAGUAACAGAGAUUUUCUUAUUAAUGGCAAUUCCGUCGACUUAUGUAACACGAAUCAAAUGCGAUCAGUCGAGAACGACCAAGGCUUGACCUCUCCGCUUGACAUGUUACGUGAAGACAUAUUGGUAGAUCCAUUGACCCCGUCCAUCGACCCUUUACUGGCAGACCUCGAUAAAAUGGAUGGAACACCAUAUGUUGACCUCUAGUCGGCAAGAUGAUUAUCACUAAUUAGAAAUAAGAUUUAGCGUCAAGAACUUGUACAGUUGGAUAUCGAGUAUUAGAUAUCUUCUAGAGUACAACAUAUUAUAUGCCUUCAGUGAAGGCAAUUAUUACCAUAGUAGUUUAAAAUAUCAAUCGCACACUCCCAAAAACUCAAGUCAAUACAUUGCACCACAAUAUUGUGAUAAAAAUAUUUUAAUGAAUUAAUAUCUCUCAAUUGACUAGAGUAAGAACUAUGAAUCCAUGAGAUUUAUUUCAUUUAAAUAUUAAAUUGAUCAUACAAUUAUUUUAAUCUUUAUUUUUUUCUUGCUUUAUCAAUAUGUAAAUAAGAGGCCUAAUAAUAUAAUUAAUGAUUGUUCAAAAGGAGAACGUCGACAAGAUUGGAGUUCGAAUUUUAAUAACAAUAUCGUGAUAUUUUUUAUUUCUCGGGGCCAAUAUUAGUAUCUGAUUUCUGAAAUAAUAUUGCUUCAUGACAAUAUGUAAGCUAAUUGUGAAAUGUUGAGAAACAUCGAAAUUUUUAUACACGCAAGUAUACAUAGUCUGUAACGACAUGGUUAAAACAACGUGCUAGCUAAUCAAUUCCUCAAGAAUACAAUUAGCUAAAGUGUGCGCCAAAUUUUAAGUCUGCUCUGAACAAGAGGCCAGUGGCGUAGCAUGCCUUGGAUCAAAAUUGGGCCCUAUAUCAAAAUUAGUCGAGGGGGCCCAAAUAAAGAGUAAAGAAUUCUCACUUAAAUUGUCUUUUUCAGAAUUCUCAAUAAUAAAACAAAGAUACUUGCUUAAAAUAAAUAUAAGUGAUUUUUCUUAUGUAAGGAUGUUUCCAACUUUUGGGAGCACGCUUAAUUCGGGAAAAAAGAGACUAUGUUUUUUGUCAUUUUUGAAGUGAAGACUAUAGGUGUCUUUUAUAUAUGUUUUUUUUUUGGGAAGUGCCAGAUCAAGUUAUAUUGUGAAUUACAUUUUUCUUACUUUUACUUUCAAACUUAACGGUCCCCUGUAGUCCAGAGGCCCCGUAUCAUUGCUACGGCUGAUACGUAGCGUAUGGCUGCGCAGUGUACAAAAGCCAAGCGAGGUUAUAGCUGCUGAGUUCGGUGUUUUGCAAUGUCAAAGCGGACUAAAAUUUUGGCGCACAUUACACCUACUUAGUAAGUAAGCGACCAAGCGGCGCGCCAAGCGUGCAUAGUGAACAUAUAUAAUAUAUAUAUUGAUUGGUUUCUUAAGAAGAUAUAUAAAUAGUAUAUAGUUUAUAAAAAUGAAUUUAUCGUAUAAGUCAGCACAAAGAUUUUAAUAUAUUUUAUUAUCGCAUAGGAGUUUUUCUCUUAUACACUAAAUUUACAAGAUCGCAUAUGAUGCGGCGAGGAAUUUUAACAUGCCCUAUACGGCUGCAGAGAGCUUAUGUGAGAAACCAACAUUAACAUUUGUUUCCCGUCGGCAGAUAUUGCUCUGAUUAGAAAUACAAGUUGUUUGGUUUCGGCACAAUAUAGUAGAUGUACCAAGAAAUACACAAUACAUCAUUGUCGUCUUUUCUAUAGCCGGGCAACAUGUAUCGCCGGGAAGACUUUCUUGUUAAUAUUACACUGAAGAGGUCAGCAUGAAAAUAUUGCAGCAACCAUUAUAUAACAUUGUUAAAUAUAUUAGAUUUGGUUAUUUUAUCACUUGAAGUGAAAAGCUAGCUGGCCUCGGUCGUUUCCGUUCGAGUCGACCCUAAAGUAUCGGAAUGUUGAUUUCAAUGUAAUUGUUGUUGUUUUGUUAAAAGCUUCUUGAAAUGAAAAUAAUUAUUUUAUAUAUUCUGUUGACGAAUUAAAAGAAUGUUUAGCAUUCAAAAUGCCGUAGCUGAUUUAUAUUUAUUUAUUUCCUUGGAUUGUGCCUAAAUUAUGAAUAUUAUACAAAAUAAUGUGCAACAAGCUUAGUAGUUGGAAACGCUAGUACAAACUAAUAACACACUGAUUCGACAGGGAUAUACAUUUAUGUAAGUGAAACCGAAGACUGUUAAAAGUUUAUAGAUAUUUUGAAUGUGAAGUUAUUCAUUUCCACUUGUAGUUGUCUCGAAAUGUGACAAUGAACUAAGCGAACAUCAGUUAAUGUAUUCCAAUUUGGUACAAAUUACCAAAAUAGUCUUGUACCUUAUUACUUUAAGUGUACACUCGUGAUUGUCAAAUUGUUUUAUAUUAUAUAUCACGAGUCAAGUCUGAAAUACCCCAUUGAUGACAUCGAAGAUUGUGUAGAUACAAAAAUCUGCAUCAAAGAAAACCAUUAGAAACAUAUUACUAUCAAUAGAUUUCAAAUAAUUCAGACUAAGGUUUAAAAAUUAGGUCCAUUUUUAAAGUGACAUUUAUGUUGAUAGAGUUAUGUUAUACCUUGUAUCAUCAUGUUAUGAGGAUGUUGCUUAAAAAUUACUGCAUCGCCACAUAUUUAGCGCAAUGACUACUUGAACUAAAAUAAACCAACUGCCUAAUUAAAGUAGUUCAGAAAACCUUUUACUAAUGCGGAAAACCAUAUUGAUAUCUUCAAAGUAAUUAUAAAAUAAUUAAUAAAUAAAGAGACGAGCCUGCGCAUACAUUUGCAGAUUAUUUUAGCACCGUCUACCUUGCCCUCAAUAAGAUGAGCUUUUCUACCUACUUUUUAUUUUUUGUUUAUACCUCCAAUUUGAAUAAAAAUUUUGCAAGCAUCAUAGAAUGUCUGUUUUGUUUGUAUUUAUACUUCGAUGUCUUCAAUGAGACAAUAUUUCCGACAUUUUUGUAAAUAUUUAAUUAAGAUAUUUUUUUAAGUGUUUUAGUUAUAUUACUACAUAAAUCAUUUACUCGAUUGUAACAUCCAUCAUACGUCUAAUUUUGUCUCCAUUAUUUGUUAGCGUUAGCAUUAUAUAAAUAACGAAUUGAUAACUAUGCAAAAAAAUUGGCGUAGUUGAGAUUUGUUAACGAGUAGAAUACAUUUAUUUACAUAACUGUUUAAAAAUUUAAAUUAUGUGUCUAUAUUGAUGUUUGAUGUACUGAUGUUAGCAACUAAGGAAUUAUGAUUAAAAGUAAAACGCCGCAUUGGAACAAUCACAAUAGAUUAGAUUAUUAAAAUGAAUAUCAAUACUGGCAAAAAAACAACUGGCAACAAAUGUAUAACGCGUGGAUCGCAAUACACAUUAAAAAAUGUUUUUUAAAUUAUUAUUUUAAAAAUAUCAUAUGACCAUAGAAUUAUACGCACAGCAUAUUUUUUUGUAAAAAAUAUAUACUGUGUGUAUAGGGAACAAAACAAUCACAAUAGAAUACAUUAUUAAUUAAAUAUCAAUUCUGGCAUAAAAUGUAAAAACAACAAAUGUAUAACGCGUGGAUCGCAAUACACAUUCAAGAAUGGUUUUUUUAGUUAUUAUUUUAAAAAUAUAUCAUAUGACGUUAGAACUAUACACACAGGAUAUAUUUUUGUAAAUAUAUACUGUGUGUAUAGUAUAAUAGUAUAUAUUUUUAUAAAAGUUUUAUUUGUGUUCUUAUAUAACAAGGAGAUGUGGAUUGUGGAUGUUUAUCAUAAUUACUUUUUUUAUGCACCAGAAGCAAUUCAAAUGUUUCUUAAACAUUCACUAUGUAUAUUUCUAUGACUCUGCAUUCAUGUAACAUGUUGAAUCGGUGGUUUUAUUAAAAUUGCAUUUAGUAUAGGUUUCUGUAUUAACAAUAAAUUAUUUGUAAAAAUUUUACUAUAAAGAUACUAUAAAUAUUUUUCUUAACGUCGGCCUAUAAGUAUUUUUUUUUGUUGUGUGACAACAUCCGGAAAUUAAUGAGAACAAUAACGAAAUAUUAUUUAAAAUAAAAAACAAUAAUGAAAAGAUACUUUUAAGUUUUAACAAUUGUGACAUAUAUAUUAUGAGCAAGUAAUUUUUUGAUUUUAAUGAAAUAAUAUAUAUUCACCUAUAAUUCAUAUUACUUAUUAAUUAAUAUUAUGAGUCAAAUAUUUGCUGAGGACAAUAACAACAGUUAAUGUCUAUCUAUAAUUAAUUAGAAUUUUAAUUCUGUUCUCACAUAUGUACAGUAUAAAAACUAAAAGCUUUUACAAAAGAAAUUAAAGGACACAAUUAUCAGUCAUAUGAUGGAUACUUGUUACCCACUAAAAAUGAUUGUUUUGUAAAUAUUAUAAAGAUGAAAUUUUUUUUGUAGACAUAUAUAACAUGACAUUGUUUAUUUUUAUUACAAUUAUGUUGUUCCGUUAAUAUUAUUGUUUUUAUUUCUUAAAUUUUUUUAUAAAUGUACGAUAUUGCAUAGGGUUUUAAAUGUAUAUUUUUAAGUAAAAAAUAUCCAUGUUGUUGAUUAGUAUUAUGGAUGUUGAUUUACACCAUUUGCUACAGUGAUAAUAAAUGGUAUGAUAGAAUG
This is a messenger RNA of Bicyclus anynana (squinting bush brown), 8421 nucleotides long. RefSeq lists its product as uncharacterized. NCBI's taxonomy places the organism in Eukaryota, Metazoa, Arthropoda, Insecta, Lepidoptera, Nymphalidae. Gene Ontology annotation, biological process: regulation of transcription by RNA polymerase II. The record is from RefSeq and is a predicted model, not a curated record. Bases 133 to 4065 code for a protein of 1310 amino acids. Gene Ontology annotation, molecular function: RNA polymerase II cis-regulatory region sequence-specific DNA binding; DNA-binding transcription factor activity, RNA polymerase II-specific. The transcript has 9 exons.